Messenger RNA from Phragmites australis (common reed), 1406 nucleotides. RefSeq names its product CASP-like protein 5A1. NCBI's taxonomy places the organism in Eukaryota, Viridiplantae, Streptophyta, Magnoliopsida, Poales, Poaceae. Gene Ontology annotation, cellular component: membrane. Bases 534 to 1070 code for a protein of 178 amino acids. The record is from RefSeq and is a predicted model, not a curated record. The transcript is spliced from 3 exons.
AGAGACCAAAGAAGGCGUUCGCUCUCGGCCUGCGUGAACCUGCGUUCGUGGAAGAGGCAACGGCAAGCGAGUCGAGGCAGCCGCCGCGGCCUGGGCGCACGCGGCCGCCGCGGCCAGGCCCCACGGCGCAGCACGCCGCGUUGGCGUUGGCGUUGGCGGUCCCUCGCUCGCGCCCCCGCCCCCGCCCCCAUAAGCUACCGUUUCUUUUCAGGCAGAGAGCAGAGUAAACAAACCGCACAGCCAGUUAGCUACAGCGCGAGCCGACCGAUAAGGGUAGGAAAAAGCCCACAAGCGCACUGCGCACGCGCUAGCCGGUAGCCGCUUGCGCCGCGCCCGCCCGUGCCUCUCCUCCACCUCCUCCUCGUCGUGAACCAAAUCCAGUCCCACCCCGCCGCGGAUCCCGACCCAGCUCGGACGCGCCGAGGCCAGCCGCGGGGGUGCAAUCGCCUGCCUGAGGGGGAAGGGAAGGGAGGAGGGAGCGAGGCUGUUCGGUCCGGUGCGGGGUGGUGUACUCAGCAGUAGCGCGGGGGGAGAUGUUGGCGAGCCGGCCGGUGGUGCACCCGCUGGAGGUGGCGCCGCCCGCGGAUCCGGUGGAGCAGCCGAAUGGGGUGCUGAUGAAGGACCUGCCCGGGAUGCCCGGCACGCCGGGGGGGCUCGGGCUACGCGUCGUGCAGCUCCUCUUCGCAGCCAUCUCGCUCGCCGUCAUGUCGUCCACCAAUGACUUCGCUUCCGUCUCCGCCUUCUGCUACCUUGUCGCAGCGGUUAUUUUGCAAGGUCUGUGGAGCCUUUCGCUAGCCAUUGUGGAUAUAUAUGCACUGAUGGUUAAGCGUUGUUUACGGAACCGUCGAGCUGUUUGUCUGUUUGCACUUGGAGAUGGGAUCACAGCCAUAAUAACUUUCGCUGCAGCAUGUGCCUCGGCAGGAAUCACCGUCCUGAUCAAUAAUGAUCUGAACAUAUGCUCAGAAAACCACUGUGCUGCUUUUGAGUCAUCAACAGCAAUGGCGUUCAUGUGUUGGUUUGCUAUUGCGCCCUCCUUUCUCCUGAACUUCUAUUCGGUCGCCUCUAGCUGAAAAGAAAGAGGAUAGAAGCUGAAAAGAAAGAGGGUAGAGCUUGAUUUUGGAGAACUUUGUGCAUCCAAUUGUGGUUUUAGCGACAAUCAGAUAUAGAGUGGCACAGCUAAUAGUAUUAGAAUUGGAAGCUGAUGAACGCCUAUGAGACAACUCUGUAAAAAAGCAUAGGGAGUGGCUUGUUUGGCAAAGGCAUUGUUGCUGUGAAACUUUGCAGUUCUAUCGAGUAAGGCAAGUAUCCUGUAAAAUGCUUGGAACUGUUAAGUUUCUGUGUGUCCUGACUCCUGAAGCAUACAUAUUGCAUAUAGAGAGCUAAUGGUGUUGAGGUAUUCGUACCAA